AUGGUCCGGAUUGGUCAAAGAGAAUUGCAAGCUCUGAACAUUGACACCAACAUCACUCAACUGCCCGCCACUAGUAGUACUCAACCAUCAGGCACACGAGUGACAAUGUCCACUGCUGGCAACUCAACAACAAACCGCAACCCCUCUCGAGUCCUACAACCUGGACAUCUUGAGACUAGUCUUGUGUACAUCCUGGAAACUGUCUUUGGCUACAGUGCUGGCAGUAUUCUUCAUCUCGCACUUGACUUGUAUGGUUGUAAAUGUUACCUCAACCUUGUUGGCCUGGAUGAUGCUGAUAUUGACGGACUACAGUAUCCUGUCAGUCAGCCGCAUGAUGCUAACGGUGACCCACAACCAGAUGUACUUUGGGAUGUGCUGAAACCUCUUAAGGCAUAUCUCCAUGGGAUCCGUGGCUACAUCUACCACCAAGAAACUGUGCUUCAGGACCCAGUCACUCUGACUAACUCUGAGGAAUUUGAUCGGGGCAUUAAUCUAGAUGCAAAUCUUUAUCCAACUUUGUCCAAUAAUCGGCAAUGGGAUAGUCCUCAUGGCAAACAUCUCACAUCUGAAGAGGAACAUCCUCAAUACCUUAGCCUUGCUGAGCCUUUUGUCCCUGAUCUUGAAUCAGUUGACCUCGGGCCUGAAGGCAAAUAUGGUACCCUUGACAAGGAAAAUUCCCAGUACCAUCGUCUUGUUGAGCCCUUUGUUACUGAUCUUGCAUCAGUCGACCUUGAGCCUGAUCCUGUUGUUGACCUCAAGACCAAACGCCAACAUGGUACCCUUAAUCUCUCAUCAGUCGACCUUGAGCCUGAUCCCACUGUUGACCACAAGACCAAAAGCCGACAUGGUACCCCUGGCGACGAUCAUGUCCAGUAUCCUUGUCUUGUUAAGCCAGUUGCUACUGAUCUUGCAUCAGUUGACCUUGAGCCCGAUCCUCUUGCCUACCGAGCUUGUCUGGCAUCUUUGGCAACACUUCCUUGCAAGAAAUCUCUUUGCACUGCAAAGUUAGAAGCUGCUGGUU
Messenger RNA from Cylindrotheca closterium, 1021 nucleotides. The record is from the annotation of a GenBank genome assembly. Lineage: Eukaryota; Bacillariophyta; Bacillariophyceae; Bacillariales; Bacillariaceae.